UGUAACUCUCUAGGAUUAGAGAAUGUCGUGAAAUAACGCGCGAAAGCGCUGAUGUACCAAACGAUAGAUUAAUUUUGCUGACAAAGAAAAAUGCCAGGUCUAUUAGAAUCGUGUCGUGAUCUGUAUGACACGGAGGACUUGUACGAUGUACUGAAAGUAAGGAAAAAUGCUAGCCAACAAGAAAUCAAGAAAGGCUACCAUAAGUUAUCACUGAAAGUACACCCGGACCGAGUUAAGGAGGAUGACAAGAGCGAGGCCACACAGAAGUUUCAGACUCUUGGCAAGAUCUACAGCAUUCUGUCCGACAAAGAGAAGCGAGCUGUUUAUGAUGAAACUGGGGACAUUGAUGAGGAGAAUGAUGUGGAACAAGACAAGGAUUGGUAUGAGUACUGGAGAAUGCUGUUUGCCAAGAUAUCCAUCAAAGAUAUUCAGGAAUAUGAAAAAAAGUACAAAGGGUCCAAGGAGGAGCUGAAGGACCUGAAGGCUGCCUAUCUGGAGUCCGAGGGAGACAUGGACGUGAUCCUCGAGAGUGUGUUGUGUGCUACCAUUGAUGAUGAAGACAGAUUUGCCAAAAUACUCAAAGAUUUCAUCAAGAAGAAAGAAGUGCCAGACUUCAAGGCCUUCAGUAAAGAAUCUAAGACAAAGAAAGCAAAGAGAAGGAAAGAGGCAGAGGCUGAGGCUGAGGAAGCUAAGGAUGCCAUGAAAGAAAUCGGAAUGAAGGAAACCGAUUCCCUGAAGGCUAUGAUUCAAAAGAGGCAUGCAGCGCGGGGUGCUUCGGCUGACGACUUCUUUGCCCAGCUGGAAGCCAAGUAUGCAGAACCAAAGAGACCAAAGCCUGGCACCAGCAGAAAGUCAAAGUCAAAGUCAAAGUCAUAACAUCUGGGGACUCCGAAUGGACUGGUUAGGAAUUUGGGAAUGAAAAACCUAAAUCCAGUUUGCUUCUUAUUCCAUUCAUUGCAAGUUGCAUGUUGGUUACCAUGGUUAUUGUUGUAAGUUAUUUAUGCUGCUCAGCGUUUGAAAUGUCACUUUGUUGAUAUACACUGUAUUUCACUUAUCAAAUUUGUCUCUUAAGAUAUAUUGUGAAAUAAAAACUUUUGAAUGCUUA
Haliotis rufescens (red abalone) is the source of this 1105-nucleotide messenger RNA. RefSeq names its product dnaJ homolog subfamily C member 9-like. The coding region runs from base 91 to 876 and encodes 261 amino acids. Gene Ontology annotation, cellular component: cytoplasm; nucleus. Gene Ontology annotation, molecular function: heat shock protein binding. The transcript is spliced from 5 exons. The record is from RefSeq and is a predicted model, not a curated record. NCBI's taxonomy places the organism in Eukaryota, Metazoa, Mollusca, Gastropoda, Lepetellida, Haliotidae.